Podarcis muralis (Common wall lizard) is the source of this 7259-nucleotide messenger RNA. NCBI's taxonomy places the organism in Eukaryota, Metazoa, Chordata, Lepidosauria, Squamata, Lacertidae. The record is from RefSeq and is a predicted model, not a curated record.
CUGCCAACCUUCUGAUCGGCAAAUCCAAGAGGAUCAGUGGUUUAGACUACAGCGCCACCCACUUCUCUUUGGUUAGACUUCAGAGGUGAGCCAAAAUUAAUAAACUGGAAUUCAUCCCAAUCUGAUACAGAUUUCUUUUCUAAUACCUUUAACGGGUUAGAUUGACCAAAUCUAUUUACCAAACAUAAAAUUCGGAAAGCUUAACUUCAAAACGUUAAAUUUGUGUGUAUGUGUGUGCAUACUGAAAAUAAAUAGCUCGCCCAUAUGCUAUACAAAGCUAGUUCUUAAAUACAAUAAUUUCAAAACUCAGCAUGACAAGGAUAGCUACCUGUGGCAUCAAAGCAAGAAAACAAUGCAAAUCUGGCAUUCUAUCAUCCAAGUAGAUAUUGGGGUGAAAAUUACAUUAUUACGGGGGAAUGCAAUGCAAUGCACACAGUUAUAAGAACUCAAAGUCAGCCUGUUUAAAAACCUGUUUAAAAGGUCCUCCUGUAUAUACAAAGUAGAUUCAUUAGAACGCAAAGUAUGGAUUUUGAGCCCACAACCUUGGGGAGAGGAGGCAUAAAUAUAAAUUAGCUGUUUACUGCAUAGAUAAUAAUCAAAGCUAAAUUCCAAACUAAUGUUGAGCUAAAGAGGGAGAGGCAUACAGAAUGUGCCGCCGCCUUCUUUUGGACAAAUAUUUUGCCCCACUUUGCAAAAGUGUUCAGAUGUGUUGGCAAGAGUCGUGAACAGCCCUCCCUUGCCAGGGCAACUAGGUCCACACUCCUGGCCUCAGUUCUGUCAUUCUUAGGCCGCAGCCCUAUGUACACAUACCUGGGAGUAAGUCCCCAUGGGGCAUACUUCUGAGCAGACAUGAGUAGCAUUAAAUUGUUGGGGCAGAAUGGGGACGCUGGUGUGGACGCACACCCAGCUCCUCAUCCCAAAGCAGUGCAGAUGAACAAUGUCCAUAUCCAGAUGUGCCGCUGAAUACAGAUGACUUCUAUCCCCACUUCGGAGGAAUGUACCAGAAUGCAUCAUCAGAAUGGGUGCUCAUCCCCAUUCACAUUACAGUUGUACCUUGGUUUUAGAACAGCUUAGUUUAUGAACAACUUGGAUUAAGAACGCUGCAAACCCGGAAGUAGGUGUUUUGGUUUGUGGACUUUGCCUUGGAAUAAGAACAUGUUUCGCUUCCUGUUGUGUGUGUUCCAUUUGUAAAUUGAGUCUCCCGCUGCUAUGCGAAAGCACACCUGGUUUAAGAACGCUUUGGUUUAAGAAUGGACUUUCUGAACUGAUUAAGUUUGUAAACCAAGGUACCACUGUAUGUCCGAACUAGUCAUGCAGACCUAUGCACAACUAAGGCUCGAUGGGCGCAAAAGGUCGGCGGACAAUGAAACUGUUAAUUAACUUCUCAGUUAAUUAUUUCUGGUACUGAUACAAGCUCUCUUCCCUGUGGUUUUUAGUGGCUUCCUCCAAUAAGAGAUCCAGGAUAUACAAGCUAUUACAAGGCGAACAUUUUCAAUCAGUUCCCCCCACCUGCAUUUUUUACAAGACAAUAUAGAAUUGAUUGGUGUUUUUCUUUUUUUAUUUAUGUUGACAUAAUAACUAUUUCCUUCUCAUUUCCUGCUGUCUCUUUUUUCCACCAGUCGUGAUGGAUGCAGUGCGAACAACAUUUGCACAGUAGAUUGCUAGCACUCAGCUCUCUUCUACAAAUAUCUCUCCCAACUAGUAACUAGCUGAUGAUUGCAGGGGAAGGAAGUGUACCAGAACAAUGAACACCAGAUAAAUCAUUGUCAACUUGAGCUAGUGAUCUCUUCCAGAUGCGAACGCUCCAGUGCAUAUCAAUAGAUGAAGCUACUCUGCGGAAAGGUUUUGGAAGCAUCCAGGGGGUAAAGGCCUCAAUUAAGAUAGUCACAGCCUGCUGCAUUUUUAACUUCUAACAAUGCUCGGGAAAACCAUCUGGAAAUAGUCUGGAUAUAUAUAAAGAAACAUUUGAAAACUGCAGGAUAUGUGGGAACCCGGCAUCGCUGUAAUUAUAUGGAUGAAGAGGUGAACUAAUCAUCACCAAAUUUUAAAGGAAAGUGUCUAUGACCCUGACAGAAAUAUGCUGCGCAGGAAAGAAUGGGAAAGGAGAAAUCAGGAGACCCAGCACGAAGAUGGCAUAUUUAAUAACAGCUACUCCCUCUUCAGUGAGCCAUACAAGACUAACAAAGGGGACGAGCUCUCCAGCCGUAUCCAGAAUACCCUGGGCAACUACGAUGAGAUGAAAGAACUGCUGACUGAUCGAUCCAAUCAAAGCCACCUUGUUGGUGUUCCAAAGCCAUGUAUCUCACAAACGUCUGUGACCAAAGCUGAGGAACACUUCAUUGCUGACACAAAGCCCCACACUCACGCUUCUCCAUCUUCCCUACCAGCGGCACUUUCUGGGCAGUUGGGCAAGAACCCUGCAAUGGGUUGGCAGAAGUCUGGGCACACCCUGGAGAACCAGCAAAGGGGAAGCAAACAUAGACAUGGAUUGCCGGAUGCACACAAUAACGACUUUAAAACGGUUAGCCAAAAGAACAGUUUAGAAAAGAUUACACAUUACGCAUCCAAUCCCUCAUCACCAUCUCCGUCGAGUGUUGCCCAAAGUCCUUUAUCGUCUUCACUUGGGAACAACAGCAGAACACAACAGCAGCUGUCAAAGCUGAGUUUUGGUGGAGAAGGUGGAGCUCAAGCUCAGGAGAGGCCAGCUAUGCAUAGCAAUGGACACUGUGUGCAGAACUUUCCUCCUUCACUUGCUUCGAAGCUCAGCAUAGUUCAGCAGAAACCAACAGCAUAUGUAAGGCCAAUGGAUGGUCAAGAUCAGGCUCCUGAGGAGUCUCCAAGAUUGAAGGUGCCAGCUGAAACUAGCCUGCUCUGCACCUCAUAUAGAGGAAUGCCUUCUGCCAAAGCUGACUCAGCUAGGACAAAGUCAAAAUUGGCAAAAUUUAAUAUUCCCAAACAAGAAGAGGACAAUGGGGAAGGAGAUGACAGCUGCGUUGAAGAAAUUUUACGGGAAAUGACCCAUUCAUGGCCUCCGCCACUUUCUGCUAUUCACACACCUGGCAAAGUGGAACAAAACAAGUUUCCUUUCACCAACAAGGACUCCCAGCAGCAUGUCUCUACGGGGCACAGCAAUCAAAGAAAAGGUGAUGUUGAAUCAAAGAAUCCAGAAAACAGUACAUCACAUACAUCGAUGUUAGAAGAUGACCUCAAGUUGAGCAGUGAUGAAGAGGAGAACGACCAGCAGGCAGCACAGAGAUCUGCUCUCCGGGUUCUAUCCGACAGCACCACUGUGCAGCAGUCCAGCUGCAGGAUCGCGGGGAUCACCAGCAAGUGCUCAAGCAGCAGCAGCUCCAGUGAAUCUGAGAGCAGUUCAGAAUCCGACUCAGAGAGUGAAAGCAGUUCUACCGAGAGCGACAGCAAGAAGCCCUCUCAUUACUCCAGCCCAGAGCCUGAACAGCCAUCGUCAAACAAGUGGCAGCUGGAUAAAUGGUUAAAUAAGGUUACUUCACACAAGGCACCUAUUCUGAACCAAAACGGACUGGAGCUCUUUCAGUGUUACAGCAAAGGGAAAGAUGAAGGGCAAGACUGUGAACAUUUACCUCCCAUUUGCCAAACCGGUCUCAGAGAUAAAGAGGUUAAGAAUCCCAGCAAGGAGGACCUGAGGCCUAGGACAGCUAACAAAGCCCCGGGGCAUAAAGGAGGGAAGCAGAAAUCGCCUCCUUCGGCUGCUGCCAUUUCUGGAGAUAGUGGUCCUCUGAGGAGGACAGCCUGCAAAAAACAGCCAAGAAGGACAGAGAGGACCUCUGGUGGUGAUAUCUUAAAUGGCCAUGCAGCUGAUGAUCUUGACUUGAACCAAGUACAUUUGGAAAAUAAUAGCACAUGUGAACAACCUAAAACCAGGCCUUGCAACAACAAAGUUGAGCACAGGAAGGAAACACGUGCUGUCUGUGAAAAGAGGCGUACAAGGGGGUCAGGUAAAACAGCACCCAAAUCCAAGGAAUUUAUUGAGACAGAUUCUUCGUCUUCAACGUCCUCAGAUACAGAUUCUCAGUCAGAACAAGAGGAUUACCCUUUACAUAAGCCUCAGACUGUGACCUCAGCAUCAGCUGGAAGUGACCAGAAGCUGAAAGACCCUGGGAGUAAUAAUACCAACAAACCAAACAGCAGUUGUAGUGCCUUUGGUUCAGUUAACACCAGGACUAGUAACGAUAUAGCAAAGGAACUGGAAGAGCAGUUUUACACCCUGGUUCCAUUCGGUCGGAACGAGCUCCUAUCUCCCCUGAAAGACACAGACGAAGUGAAAGCACUUUGGGUCAAAAUUGAUUUGGCUCUUUUGACCAGAAUUCCACAGCACUUACCUGAGGAGCCACUGCAAAUUAAUGCUGGAGUUAAAGAAGCAAUCAGUAUGCAGCACAACAUUGUUACUGAUCUGCCGGCAGAAAAGGUCAUCCCCAAAUCUAGAAGGAAACGGAAGUAUGAAAAUGAGGAAGAAAACAGGGAGAGCAAGAAGAUUCACACUGAGCAAGAGUGCGCUUCACAUUUACUUGCUUCGGCCCAAGUUGCUUCUGCACCAAAUAAUUGCAAUAUGAUUAAAAACAGCUUGGCAACACCAAUAAAUAAAAAUGAGAAAAUGCUUCGAUCGCCUGUUUCACCCAUCUCUGAUGCAUCAAAGCACAAAUUCUCUGGUGAUGAUCUAACUUCUUCUAGCAAGCCUCAGGGUGGCAACCUAUUAUCUUCCAUAUCCUCAAUAAAAAAACACAAGAAUGAGAGUCGUUCCCACUUGCACCAAGGAGAUUUCAAUAAAGCAAUGUACAUCAAUUCAGAAAAUUCUGUACUCUGUAGCAAGGCACAGUGCCAAAAGGAGCCCUGGUCACCUGUAUCUAUUAUGCACAAAGACUGUAGAAGAACAAAGCUUAUCUUUAAUGAUGGGCCACACAAUGUGGAACACUUUAUGCAAGAAGCUAAAAGGAAGAAGCAUAAAGCGGAUGCAAUGGUGGAGAAAUUUGGCAAGGCGUUAAAUUAUGCUGAAGCUGCACUAUCCUUUAUUGAAUGUGGGAAUGCUAUGGAACAAGGACCCAUGGAAUCCAAAUCCCCCUACACAAUGUAUUCAGAAACAGUUGAACUUAUUAGGUACGCUGUGAGGCUAAAACCCCACUCAGGCCCUAAUGCCAUUCCAGAAGAAAAACAGUUAACGACAUUAUGUUACCGCUGCCUGGCAAUUCUAUAUUGGAGAAUGUUUCGACUCAAAAGAGACCAUGCCGUAAAAUAUUCAAAAGCACUUAUUGAGUAUUUCAAGAAUUCAUCUAAAGUUGCUCAAGUACCGUCUCCCUGGGGUGCCAGUGGAAAGUAUACGGGAACACCCUCUCCAGUUUCACCCAGCCCAUCUCCUGUGAGUUCUGUAGGGUCCCAGGGAAGCACUAGAGCCCCCUCCCCCUCCUCCAUCAUCAGCAUUCCACAACGGAUUCACCAGAUGGCAGCCAAUCACGUCAGCAUCACCAACAGCAUCUUGCACAGUUAUGACUACUGGGAGAUGGCUGACAACCUUGCCAAGGAAAACCAAGAUUUCUUUAAUGAUUUGGAUGCACUGAUGGGACCUGUCACCUUGCACAGCAGUAUGGAACACCUGGUACAAUACACCAAACAAGGACUCCACUGGAUAAAGAGCAGUACUCAGUUGUCAUAAUAACUGUGGCAUUCAUCUGGACACUAGACUCUCCCACAGACAAUUCAGUUAUUCUAGACACUGUGCUACAGAAAUACGCAACCACAGCAUUGCUUCAAACAAAUGUGAACCUUUAUUUAACAUGGAACAAUUUUUUUUCCAGAGUACAGAAAUAGGUGUGUAUGUAUAUUAUGCAAUGUUUGUCUCUUCCGAUGCAUUAUACUUUAAUAGUCUCCAAAUAUCACUUCUUUACAGAAGAAAACUAAACAUAGGUGUGUUAGAACAAACCCUCUCACAUAUAUACAAACACACACGUACACACACACACACACACACACACACACACACACACUCCUCCAAUAGAAAACUAUGGCUUGAUUUAUCCAGGUAUAAUAAACAUUACAUCUUAUUCAGAAAAGUCUUUUCUAUGUGAUAUUAAGUGUGUUCAUAAAUCUCUGCUUAGCUUUUCUGAAAAGAUGUGGUUUCGUAAACUAGGCCAAGUGCAGUUUCAUAGGCAGAUUUGCUCUAUCAUAAACUGUGUUUAUUCUGUGAUUUACAUUUCAACAGAGAUGGCCAAUUUCUGUUCCUUGGGAGCUCUUCUGUUUGCCAGACAAUAGUCUAGAUACCAGUUUGCAUGGAAACGGACAUUCACCCCUCCCCGCCAGGGCCAGCCCCUCAUGAGGCAGGGUCCACCUGGCGCAGCAGAUCCUGAUGUUGAUCUUUCUUCUCUUCCCCCACCUUUGUUCCUGAUAUAGAUCUACCCUGACCCCCUUCUUCCCUUGUGGGGGGGGGCACUGGGGACACCAUUUGGGGAUCUGCCUCAAGUGCCAAAAUGUCUUGGACCUGCCCUGCUCCCAUGAGCCUUAUGAAUGGUUAGGUUCCAUAUACGUUAGCAUUUAGCAGUAAGGGUUUCCUAGUUACAGAACAUCUGCACUCAGACACAACAGCAUAUAUGGUAAACAUACGUAAUCACAAUGAUGCCAUAUUAAAGUGUGAAACAUGUUUAUUACUUAGCAAUCUGAAAAUGGCUUCCUUCUUUUUUGAAUGAAACGGAGGAUAAAGUUUUUAUCAUACCUUGCUUCGAAUAUUGUGGGGUCAUUGUUGGCCAGAUCAAGUCCACAAGCUUCUAAUUGGCCAACCUUGUGAUUUACAUAGAACAAUAUUCAAUUCAUAAGGCCUGCUAUGUUUUGUGGCUAAAAAAACAACAAAAAACUAGAUUACAUGUAGAAUUUAAUAUUUGAUUUUUAAAUUAUAUUUUUUCAGAAAGCCAUUUAUACAUAUGCAUAUACUAUACUAGGGAACAGUCUUUAAAACUGGUUAUAGGGAGGUGGAAUAAUGACAUAGAAUGUAAAGGUAUUGGGGAAAGUAUUAUUUCUUUACCAACGGCGACAUUUCAAAACAAAUUGUAGCUGAUUCCACCAAUAAUGCUGCAGAACCAGUGCAUAAACGUACACACACAUUCUAAUGAUAAACAUUCAAGCAAUGUAGCAUAUUAGCAAUUUUUUUCUAGUUCAAAUUUAAUUACAUUCAAUUCUGUUUAUGUGCAAAGCUUGGUUUGCUGCCUUCUGUACUAAAAAUAAUCCGUUAUUUUCUUCUA